Molecule: messenger RNA, 2825 nt
Organism: Dendroctonus ponderosae (mountain pine beetle)
Lineage: Eukaryota; Metazoa; Arthropoda; Insecta; Coleoptera; Curculionidae
Product: DNA replication factor Cdt1
Exons: 4
Coding region: 346-2208 (620 amino acids)
Biological process (GO): mitotic cell cycle; DNA replication checkpoint signaling; regulation of DNA-templated DNA replication initiation
Cellular component (GO): nucleus
Molecular function (GO): DNA binding; DNA polymerase binding
Source: RefSeq, a predicted model, not a curated record
UACCCUUUUGAUCAUGAGCUUACGGGACACCCUGUAUAUAACCUCGACUGCGUUAAGUUUUCUAGACUUGACAGUAAUUUAGAACGACUUUGGGGAAAUAAGGGCAAAUUGGUACAUAAGGAAAGAAGUAUAAUCAGGCAGAUUAAGAACAGAUUAAGGUUGAGAACAUUAAUGAAGGGAAAGAAGGGGAAACCAAAAAUUAGUGCAUAGGCAAAAGUUGUUCUCUGUGGUGAGUGCGUGUCAAGUCGUAGUCAAAGUCAGUCAUUUUGGAGGGAAUUUAACCAGCUGAUUGCGUUCCGUGUCCCUUUAAACUUGUUUACAUUUUGUGGUUAUAUUGUUUUUAAAAUGGCUCAGCCUUCGAUCGCGCGUUAUUUCAACAAUCGAAAGCGUCCCGUGGUAGACGAUGUCAUUAUUAAGCAGGCAGAAAAGGUUUUAGUGCUUGAUUCUAGCGAUAUUCCCACACCUUUAAAAGAAGGGUUAGAAGCAGAAGAAGGCAUUAUUUUUGCUCAGGUUCCCAACAGCUUGGCGAAGAUCGAGGAUGAAUCGACCAGUGAAAAACUUGAUAUCCUGCAAGAAAACGAGGAGAAAAUGCUGGAAAGUAAGAUAAUUUCGAUGCCAAACACCCAUGUGCCAGGUUCCCCGAGAAAAGUGAUUAAGGCCAUUCGCAGCAAGAAAAUUAAGCAAAUUGGAAACAGCACCGAUAUUCAAGUUGAGGAGGAGAUGGAAAAAACUCCUCCUAGUUCCCCAGCAAAAAGACCCAAUGCCUUGGACAAUGUCAGCGGCGAUGGGCCCUCAGUUAAGGAAAUAAGAAGCAAGUUGAGCCGAAGCUCACGGCUGUCCAAGUUCAAGGCUGCAUUGGCGAGAUUUGAGGAAAACGACAAGAAAUUGACUGCAAUUGAACAGAAAACGUCCCAGAUUGAACCGCCCAAAUUGAAGAGCUUCAGGACCAUUGAACUAGAAGUAGCCACCAGCCCGAAGAAAGUAUUUUCACCAGAAAAGGCCUAUUUGAGCCCCAGAAAAGAAACUGAUGGAGCGCGCAAAAACUUGCUGCAUUUACUGAGCCCGGCGAAAAAUGCUCUCCCGGCCUUAAGCGCCAGCCCAUGCAAAGAGCUUUUCGCUGAAACUGAAAAACCCACUCUAACUUUGCCGUUUAAAUACCGAUUUUUGGCUGAAAUUUUCCGAGCUGUAGACACAGUAAUGCAAAUCAUGUACAAUCGGAACGAAACCAUAAUUUUCCGGAAAUUGAAACCCGCUGUUGAGGAGAUGCUGAAGAGGAACGUAACCGAGCGGCAUUUGGCGCAAAUUAAAACGGUUUUCCCGCAAUCGUUUAGUUUUAAACAGCAACAGCUGAAGAAGUUUGGAGGUGGAGUUCGGGCAGCGCAAUGGGAGCUGGUUGUAGCGCCCAUAGUGGAGAAUGGCGAGAAAAUGACGCCAGAGGUUUUGCUGGAGAGGAGACGGAUGCUGUUCAAUUCAUUAUUGGAUAAAGUCAAGGAUUAUCAUCACGAGUUUCUUUCCAAUCUGGAUACUCCUAUCGAAAUACCAAAGAACAAGAUCACUCGUUGGCAUCCACACUUUAAUAUCGAAAUGGUUCCAGAUAUUGAGGAAUUCCAACUUCCCCAAUCUCCAGAAGAAGACAAAAUUAAAUCAGGCAAAGACUUCUUGGAAAGCGCACGUGUUCUCUUCAGUUGCAACACCCGCAUGGAGCAGGCCCUUUUAAAACUCCAUCAAGCCAAAGCGAGUCAGACUGAGACCGAGACACAAACUGCACAACCGGUGGAGGAAACUCUGCCAAAAAAGCCCGAAUCAGUAUUAAAAGGUAUUCCUAAGGCGCUCCUAGAAAGAGUGCGUCAAAAGCAGGCUGCAAAGGCUUUUGUGUCCAUCACAAGAUCAGUGAGUAAGGAAAAGGAAGUCCAGAUGUACUCCAGACUGCCUGAGCUAGCCAGAUUAACCAGAUAUCUCUUCGUUUCGGAAAAGAAGAGCGUCUUGCCAUUAGACACGGUUGUGGAUAAGCUCGGGAUGAGUUACAGGGGCAAUCUGAGUAGAAGUGAGAUGGAGGAUCACUUGAGGAUCCUGGCAACUGAUAUGCCCAGCUGGUUAAUUUUCCAUAAUAUUCGAAAUUCUGUUUAUUUGAAACUGAACAAGAACGCUGAACUGAGAAUAGUGAUCGCUAAACUGGAAGGCCUCUGUCUUCAAAAGAGUAGCUCUUAAUACUUGCAGGUAUUAAUUAUAUUCAACUAUUGAAUGGGAUUAUUAAAGUCGAUUAUUUAGCCCAAAUAUUAAUGUAGUGAUUAACAGGAAGUCUUAGCUAGUUUUUCAACUGAACAACCAUAAUUGAAAGUGCAUAUUAAUUAAAUGCGUUUUAUUGUCCUCAGAUGAAUUUAAGGGAGGAUAAAUGCGCCUGGAUGGAUAAAAAACCUUAGCACUCAGUUGAGUUUAAUACAAUUUUUGUGACUCGAGAGGGUGGUUUGGCAAAAUCGACUAACCAACCAUAAAUUGUCUGUUGCGCUCGACACGUCCUGUAUUCAUUCCUGAAUAAUGUUUGAAUUCAACAUGCGCUAUUUAUGUAGAAAUAUAACAAAGUCUAGUUGGAGUUAUUUGAGAAUUAAAGCAAGCAUAAAAGGUGGUAAAAGUUGUUAUGUCAAGAAGGUUACAAUUUGAACUGUAAUUUGGGAGUAUUUUCGUAUUUUCCACGGCAAAGUGUAAAAAUGUAUAGAAAUAGGAGUUUUUGACUGAUUUGUAUCCGAAGAAAGUAUAUACUGUAUUCGCUUAGUUAAUAUUGAUAUGAUUUAAUGUUUAUUUAAAAUAUAAGUUACAAGAAACAAGUA